UAUAGGACCGGGAACUAAUCCCUUAUCUCUUUUUUAAACAUAUUAUUUCAGUGUUUUAUGGUGGGGAGUAGAAGUUGAGACGAAGAAGAAGCCAAGGCGAUGAUGAAAUGUGCAGCAAUGGUUGUAGGAGGUUACAGGCCCCUGCUGAGGCCCACAUGCGUGGCUUCAACUUCCAAAAUCAGCACAGAGCAGCUUCGUUACCAGCUGGACCAACUACAUGCCGAAGCUGAGACCACCCGAGCCAAAGCUAGCAGUGCUAGAUUGAGGUUUUUGCGGUUAUCAGAGGCAGCUGAAAAGUUUCGGCGCCAGGCUGCUGUUAGUAUUCAGAGGGGAAGCGAAAAUGAGGCAAGGGACCUGCUUUGUCAGAAGAAGAAGGUUAUGCAAGCUUUGGAAAAGUCUAAGAGUCGGAUUGAGUUAUUGGAUAAGCUUUCUACAAAGCUUAAUGAGGCAAUAACUGUCAAAGAAACUCAACUAAUUGGGAACAUUGCGUCAGAGACAGAAAUAGGUGGAGAAGAUGAUUCUAUGCCAGUUCGGAUUGUAUCUCCAAAGGAGCGAGCUGCAAAUGAUAAAAAUCAGAAUAAGGACAUUGCCCAUGAUGCCCAAACACUCUGUGAAGAUCAAAAGUUGCCGCUCCAUACAGAUGAUCUCGUGGAGCAACCUGCCAAUGAGGAGCUAGAGGAACAUCAAGCAUUUCCAAGUUUCAUUGUAUUUAAUGAAGACACUAUAAAUAGUAGCUUGGCAGCAACAUCAACUUAUGAGGACUUCUUGGAGCAUCUGGAUCAACAGCUCAAGAAAAUUGAACAAGAACUUGUAACAGUAUUGAAUGUUUCAACAUUGUUACUGGACGAUGAGAAGCCAAAAAAUUUGAAGGUGCAGCAAACAAGGGAACUUCUUGAGAGUAUCGUUGACAUAAGACAGAGAAUUACAAAUAUGAGGCAGACGAAGGUAGAGAUCAGUUAAGGCUUCAUUAUUAUCUCAGUCAGGUUCCUACUACCAGGUGAGGGCAUUUUUUUAGCAGAAAUUAUUUCAUA
This is a messenger RNA of Theobroma umbraticum, 1031 nucleotides long. Its product is annotated as forkhead-associated domain protein. Lineage: Eukaryota; Viridiplantae; Streptophyta; Magnoliopsida; Malvales; Malvaceae. The record is from RefSeq and is a predicted model, not a curated record.